This is a messenger RNA of Brugia malayi, 2499 nucleotides long. RefSeq lists its product as uncharacterized. The record is from RefSeq and is a predicted model, not a curated record. Gene Ontology annotation, biological process: protein processing. Gene Ontology annotation, cellular component: plasma membrane. Bases 1 to 2499 code for a protein of 832 amino acids. Lineage: Eukaryota; Metazoa; Nematoda; Chromadorea; Rhabditida; Onchocercidae. Gene Ontology annotation, molecular function: metalloendopeptidase activity. The transcript is spliced from 20 exons.
AUGAAUAUUGAUGGCCAUUUAAAACAUAUUAUGGCUCAAAAUGAUGAUGAAAAUGAAAGUCAAUUGCAAUUGAUCUCAAUUGAAGAUAGUAGUAAUGCAUCUUAUAUUGCUAUACCAACAAGUGAAUCUCCACAAUUAUUAAUGGCUUUACCUGUGCAACAUAUUGAAACUAAUUUUACACCACGAAUAACUUAUAAAACAGCUGGUGGUAAACCACUUUUACAGUGGUGGCGACGAAGGACAUCGCUUGAGCAAUUUUUUAUUUUGCUUACAUUUCUUAUGGCUACAACAAUUAUCAUAUUAUUGACAUUAUUUCUAUCUUUAAAUGAUGAUAUUACUAAUCUGAAGAAAAAAGAAUUCAGUAAUACUGAUAGCAAUAAGAAAAUUUUUGAGGAUAUUGAAAAACGGGUAUGCUUAACAAAAGGUUGCAUUCAAGCAGCAAAUAAUCUUCUAAUGGCAAUGAAUUUAUCAGCUGAUCCAUGUGAUAACUUUUUUGAAUAUGCUUGUGGUCAAUGGAAUCGUGAUCAUAUGAUACCAGAUGAUAUGUUUGCUUAUGGGACAUUUGCAUCUGUUAGAGAGAAUGUACGACAACAAAUGAGAGUAUUACUGGAAUCAGAUGAACAACCAAAAUCAAGAUCAAUUAAAAUGACACAUAUUGCUUAUCAGACAUGCAUGAAUGUUAGCAAAAUUGAAUCAGUCAAAUCAUCGCAAUUGCUAAAAUCACUACGUCAAUUAGCUAAAUGGCCAUUAUUAGAUAAUAAUAACAAUAAUAAUAAAAAUUGGAAUGAAAAUUUAUUUAAUCUUACCAAUAUCUUAGCAUCAUCUCGUCGAUAUUUUGGAAAUGAAAUUUUUUUUCAAAUUUAUGUUUAUGCGGAUGCGAAGAAUACAACAAGAAAUAUUUUAUAUUUAGAUCAAGGAGCACUUGGAUUAGGACGUGGUUCACGUGAUUAUUACCUCAAUGCAACAAUGUUUGCGAAGCAUUUGAAUGCGUACAGGAAAUAUCAACUUGAUAUAAUUAAAUUACUUUUGGAUGAUGCUAAUAUUACCUAUGAUUUAUCACAAUUGAUCAUUGAUCUCAAUGAUAUUAUCAAUUUUGAAACAAAAUUCGCUGAGAUUAUAGUGCCAGAAGAUGAUCGACGUAAUAGCACAAGAUUAUAUAAUGGAAAAAUAAUUUCAGAUUUAUACACAUUGUUUCCAAAGAUUGAUUGGUUAAAUUUCUUUUAUCAAAUAUCACCAAUAUCAAUUCAUAAUUUAAUCAAAAAUAAUACACAAAUAAUUAUUGGCGAAGUUGAUUAUAUGUACAAUAUUGCAACAUUGAUCAAUAAUAACAGCAAUUAUUUAUUGGCAAAUUAUAUUUUUUGGCGUAUUGUACAUUCGUGGGUGAAAAUAUUGGAUGGACGAUACGAAGAUAUCAAACAUGUUUUUCUACGGGUAAUGACUGGUCAACAAACUAAAUCGCCACGUUGGAAAGAAUGUGCGCAAGUGACGAUAGGUUUAUUACCGCUAGCUGGUGGAGCGCUUUAUGUUCGAGAACAUUUUGAUUCAACUGAUAAACAAGAAGCUUUGAAAAUGAUUGCAAAUCUUCAAGAAGCAUUCAAAGAGCUUGUUGAUGAAAGUGAUUGGAUGGAUGAGGAAACGAAAAAAGUUGCUAUUGAAAAGGCAGUAAGUAUGAUUAAUAAUAUUGGUUAUCCUGAUUUUAUCAAUAACUAUACAGCACUUGAUAAACAUUAUGAAAAAUUAAAUUUUACAAGUGAUGAUUCAUACUUCGAUUUACUAAGAAAGGUACUUAUGUGGUCACAAGAAAAAGAAUUUUUACGAAUGAAAGAACCAUUUGAUAAGCGUGAAUUUGAAGUAAGUCCAGCAGUUGUCAAUGCAUUCUAUUCACCAGAAAAGAAUGCCUUAACAUUUCCUGCAGGAAUUCUCAAACCACCAUUCUUUAGUGGUACAUAUCCAAAAAUGGUAAAUUAUGGUGCAAUAGGUGCAGUAAUAGGACAUGAAGUUACACAUGGAUUUGAUGAUCAAGGAAGUCAAUAUGAUAAAGAUGGUAAUUUAUUAAAUUGGUGGAAUGUUGAUUCAUAUAAUGGUUUUGCUAAACGAAAAGAAUGUAUUAUUAAUCAAUACAGCUCAUAUGUGGUACCAAAUACUGAUUAUAAGGUUAAUGGUAAACUUACACAAGGUGAAAAUAUAGCUGAUAAUGGUGGCGUAAAAGAAGCUUACAGAGCUUAUAGAAAAUAUAUUAAACAAUUAGGUCAUGAAGAACCACAUUUGCCAGGUUUUCAAAAUUUUUCCAAUGAUCAAAUAUUUUUCCUAUCGUACGCUCACUUUUGGUGUGGACAUAAGAAGGAAGCAGCAGCAUUGCAACAAGUACUUAUUGAUGAGCAUAGUCCUGAGGUAUUUCGGGUUAUCGGAGUCCUAUCAAAUUUACCCGAAUUCAGUAAAGCAUAUAAUUGCCCACAGGGUAGCCAAUUGAAUCCAUUAAAGCGUUGCACAGUUUGGUAA